Molecule: messenger RNA, 1269 nt
Organism: Symbiodinium sp. CCMP2456
Lineage: Eukaryota; Dinophyceae; Suessiales; Symbiodiniaceae
Source: the annotation of a GenBank genome assembly
AUGCUGAAAGCUGGGUGCUUGGCGGUACUAGCCGCUCUUUCCGGACAUGCGCAGGUGCGGAAGCUGACAGCAGACCUGCCCAGCGUCGCACUGAGACAGACGCCGGACGAGUUCGUUGGAGCCAUGCUAGACAGCGACAGCGAGAAGCUGAUUGAAGCUGCGCCACACAAUCUGACAGAUGACACGUCGCAGCUACAGCUUUGGGCCACUGGUAGCACGGAGCUCCAAGCGCUGCAUCCAGAAACUACGGAAAGCAAUGCUACUUUUUCAUAUCCUGCGCGCGCAUACAAUGCACGGAGGGUCUUCCUCGCCACAAAGGAUCCAGAAGUUGUAGAUCAGACUCUGUCACCAUCUUCAGUGAUUGCGGUUUUGCCUCGGAACAACGGAGAAACCGAAGGGCUGGGCAGCCUUCUACAACACUACCACAAAAGCCUAUCGUAUGCACUGGCUUUGGGGUUACCUUGGUUAGGAACCUUGCGCAAUGCGCAUGAUGGCAUCGACUACACCGAAAUCUUGGGUCUUUGCCAGCCGCUCUGCCAAAACCGCUCAGACUUGACAGGCUUUGCAAGGUUGGAAGUACCUGGAGAGGCAAUCCAAAUGGAACUUGGCAUCUUCAAAAUGCUUAGUGUUGUGCAAGAGCCAGCACUGCUGCUCGUGAAAGAAAGUGGUAUUGACCAAGGCCACACAUCUUACCUCAGCCCAUUGAAGGAAAGAUUCUUUCAAUACUCCAUGCCAGCAAACUAUUGUCCGCAGCAGCCAUACGUGGCAUAUCAUUUUCGGUGGGGCGACCUCAAGAAGGAACAAGGCAACGUCAGUGACAUAAAUUAUCGAUCCAUCGCAAUUGACGAUGGUGUCGCAGUGAUUAAGAAGCUCCAGCAGUUGUGCAACUUCAGCGUCAAGCUUCUGAGCGAGGGGCCUGAAGUGAAGACUGCCUUUGCAGCAAGAUUUUCUGGUGACUUUGAGUACCUGGAUGGCACUACAUCAACCGUCACAGAUGCGUUGCGUACUUUUGCAUGUUCUACUGCCUUGAUUGGGGGCAAGAGCUCAUUCUCCCUUCUGGGGGCCUUAUUGUCGCAGGGCGUCGUGCUUGCUCCCAAAGAAUACAUAAAGUACAAGUCGCUAAGCUUUGUGCAGGAUUUUCAGCCGCUUCUAAAAGGCAGUGAAACGGCGCUGGCGGCACUGAAUGCAGCUUUGCUCCAGGCAGCAGGUGCAGACUGGUGCCAAGGACGGGUGGAACCUCCGACUGGUGUCCGCAGACCUCCAUCGUAG